AUGUCCGCCUCACCGCGCUCUCUGCACCCCGCUCCUGCCUACGCCACGGCUCCCAGCCGCGCGCACCCCUACGCAGCUGGCCCGUCGCAGCACCGUCGUGGCCGCAGCACCGCCGCCGCCGCCGAGGACCGUCUGCCCCCCUCCCCUCCCCGCUCGCGCCGUGAUGCCAGCGUCAGCCCGCCUGCUGCCAAGCCCUCUCCUGCGUCCUUUGACGCUGCCGACAACUACUGGGACGAUGUCCCCGCAGCCCCCGCGUCGCUCGCUAGCAUCCUCGACUCGUUCCGCCGCUCUGGCGAGGGCGACCGCGAUCUCUUGAUCAGCAUUCUCGGUGCCAAGAAGGCCGAGGAGGAGCGCCUCACUGCCAUCGUCCAGACCCGCCUCACCGUCCUGCAGGCGCGUCUCAACCUCGCCGCCAUCCAGGCCCAGAUGCCGUCCGCUGCCCCCGUCGACCUCUCGCGCCAAGAACGCACUCCCUCGCUCUCGCACUCGGCGCCCAGCACCGACUCGAGCCCGCGCAUGUCCCACCCGGCCGCCGGCGGAUACUGGCAGCAGUACCCGCCCGCGUCGGCCAGCAGCGAGCGCAUCCACCUGCCCCCACCCAUGGGCUACGAGCGCGACCACCGCAUGCACCCCCACGCGCACCCCCACUCGCCGCGCGACCGCUCCGACUCUGCGUCGUCGCGCCGUCCCGAGGGCCUCGAGAUGCUCCUCGAGGGCGUCCGCGAGGCCGAGCGCAAGGACCGUCUCUAG
Molecule: messenger RNA, 750 nt
Organism: Apiotrichum porosum
Lineage: Eukaryota; Fungi; Basidiomycota; Tremellomycetes; Trichosporonales; Trichosporonaceae
Exons: 3
Coding region: 1-750 (249 amino acids)
Source: RefSeq, a predicted model, not a curated record